Messenger RNA from Wallemia mellicola CBS 633.66, 861 nucleotides. RefSeq lists its product as hypothetical. The transcript is spliced from 6 exons. Gene Ontology annotation, molecular function: RNA binding. Lineage: Eukaryota; Fungi; Basidiomycota; Wallemiomycetes; Wallemiales; Wallemiaceae. The record is from RefSeq and is a predicted model, not a curated record. Bases 1 to 861 code for a protein of 286 amino acids. Gene Ontology annotation, biological process: tRNA modification.
AUGAAGAGACCUGUUGAUAAUGAUGAUAGUGUGAAUAAAAAGCAGAGAAAGUAUCGUAAGGACGGUUCUGUUGUAAAUUUCAAGACAUUCAGUCCACCGGAAGGACCAGGUAUAUUUAUCACUUGCGUUCGAGGUAAAGAGAAGCAAGCGUUGAACGAUAUAUUAGAUAUAUUAAAUGAAAUUUGUGAUAGGCACUUCCCAGAUUUGAAAGUACAAUCAAAGAAAGCUGAAGUGAUAAAAGAAACAGACAAUAAAGAGGAGACACCUGAAGUAGCUGAGAAUGACAUUAAAGCUCAACUAGCUCAAGAAUUGAGUGAAAUGAACGAUAAGAAGAAGGUUGAUAACUCAGCCAAACGGUUUGUAAAUCAUCAAACAAACACGCAAUGUUUGAUAUACCUCGAAGUGAGAAAACCGUUCGAUCCGAUAGCAAUAGUAAAAGCAUACCUCAAUGAGGUUAUAGAGACUGGGAAGAUGAGAACUAAAUAUAUACAAAGAUUGACACCAAUAUCACACCUCUCACACGCUACGGAAGCUGCAUUUGAAGCACUGUGUGGUAUGAUCUGUCAAAGUCAUCUAUCUAAGGGUGACGAAGAGGGUAAAGGUAGAAAGUAUCGCAUAGAAUUAGGUAAACGCUCGCAUAAUACACUCAAGCGUGACGAUAUUAUUCAGACAGUCGUCGAUUCAAUCAAUUCACCGCAUAAGAUAGAUCUCAGUAAUCCAGAUAGAUGGGUAAUAGUCGAGAUAUUCAAAGGUGUAGCUGGUGUUUCAGUCGUCUCCGAAUACGACAAGUAUAGAAAGUUCAAUCCAUUUUCGUUAAUAGAAGCCAAAAACAAAGGGGAAGAUAAGCGAGACGAAUUGUAG